This is a messenger RNA of Cydia strobilella, 12563 nucleotides long. It is a transcript of the gene ACC, whose product is annotated as acetyl-CoA carboxylase. The transcript is spliced from 52 exons. Gene Ontology annotation, biological process: fatty acid biosynthetic process. Bases 276 to 7430 code for a protein of 2384 amino acids. Gene Ontology annotation, molecular function: ATP binding; acetyl-CoA carboxylase activity; metal ion binding. Gene Ontology annotation, cellular component: mitochondrion. NCBI's taxonomy places the organism in Eukaryota, Metazoa, Arthropoda, Insecta, Lepidoptera, Tortricidae. The record is from RefSeq and is a predicted model, not a curated record.
UAGUAUUUUAUUAAUCGUCCCGUGAAUCAAGCAUGUAGUCACUUAUUAACGGGACAAAUUGUAAAGACGCGUAAUUACAACUAUAAUAUUCAGUGUCAACAACCACUUGACUUUGUAAGGUUCAUCAGCGCUGUAUUGAACUCCUAUUCUAAAUUUGAUUGUAUGCCCGAUUGGCGCGCGGGAACAGUCGCAUGUCAAUUGUUGGCGGGAACGCGUUGUUUUUUUUAUUUUCUUUUUACGAGUGAUAGUGUAGUGAUGUGCCAUUCGGAUUUUUGAUGUUAACGAUUGCGUUCUUCAUAUUAACCGUUGUUUUUGGUUAUUUUUUACGACAAAUUUUGAAUAAACCACCGGAUUUGGUGGAAAGUCAGAAGAUGUGCGACCAGGAGCAGGCCAGAUGCUCUUCCAGCGAGAGCGACAAUUUCGAGAAAAUCGACUCUGAAGAAGUGCCUGAACAGAAUGGUCAGCCAGGGUUCAUCGUGGGCGAGGACGAAGACGAGGGCCCGGCGAACGAAGGGGGGGAUUUCUUCCCCAACGCACCCCCUCCUAAUCUGAAGCCGAAGAUGACUAUAGUCCAGCAGCUCGCGUUGGCGGAGAAGCGGAGUACCCUCAAGCCGUCUAUGUCCCAGGGCACGGUGAUCCACAGCCAAAGGUUCCAGGAGAAAGACUUCACCGUUGCCACUCCUGAAGAGUUUGUCAAGCGGUUUCAGGGCACGAAGGCUAUUAAUAAGGUUCUAAUAGCGAACAACGGCAUCGGAGCAGUAAAAUGCAUGCGCUCGAUCCGAAGAUGGUCUUACGAGAUGUUCAAGAACGAACGGGCCGUGCGGUUCGUCGUUAUGGUGACCCCAGAAGACUUGAAAGCGAACGCGGAAUAUAUCAAAAUGGCGGACCACUACGUGCCCGUGCCCGGCGGCAGCAACAACAAUAACUACGCUAACGUCGAGCUGAUCGUCGAUAUAGCUAUCAGGACUCAAGUGCAGGCUGUGUGGGCAGGCUGGGGUCACGCCUCAGAAAAUCCAAAACUGCCCGAAAUGCUGCACCGCGCCGGCGUCGUAUUUAUUGGACCCCCCGAAAAGGCCAUGUGGGCGCUGGGAGACAAGAUCGCGUCAUCUAUAGUGGCCCAGACGGCGGAUAUACCGACGCUACCUUGGAGCGGAAGCGGUCUCAAAGCGGAAUACAACAGCAAGAAGAUCAAGAUCUCAUCGGAACUGUUCGCGCGCGGGUGCGUGACCACGUCGGAGCAGGGGCUCGCCGCCGCCACCAAGAUCGGGUUCCCCGUCAUGAUCAAGGCCUCCGAGGGGGGCGGCGGCAAGGGGAUCAGGAAGGUGGACAAUGCUGAUGACUUCCCGAGUAUGUUCCGACAGGUGCAAGCCGAGGUGCCCGGGUCGCCUAUCUUCGUGAUGAAGCUCGCCAAAUCUGCUCGCCAUUUGGAAGUACAACUCAUCGCUGAUCAAUAUGGUAACGCCAUCUCCCUGUUCGGACGUGACUGCUCGAUCCAGCGCCGGCAUCAGAAGAUCAUCGAGGAAGCGCCCGCAGCCAUCGCUAGACCCGAUGUCUUUAUUGAGAUGGAAAAGGCCGCAGUCCGUCUAGCCAAAAUGGUGGGCUACGUGUCCGCGGGCACCGUGGAGUACCUGUACGAGCCCGCCACCGGACAAUACUACUUCCUGGAGCUGAACCCUCGGCUGCAGGUGGAGCACCCGUGCACGGAGAUGGUCGCCGACGUCAACUUGCCCGCUGCACAGUUGCAGAUCGCCAUGGGUCUCCCACUGUACCACAUAAAGGACAUCCGCCUGCUGUACGGCGAGGGCCCCUGGGGGCUGUCGGCCAUCGAGCUGGACGAGCCCAAGCAGCGGCCCUCGCCCUGGGGCCACGUCAUCGCCGCCCGCAUCACUUCCGAGAACCCUGAUGAAGGUUUCAAACCGUCAUCCGGCACGGUACAAGAGCUCAACUUCCGCUCAUCGAAGAACGUGUGGGGCUACUUCAGCGUAGCGGCCUCGGGGGGCCUACACGAGUUCGCUGACUCGCAGUUCGGACACUGCUUCUCGUGGGGCGAGACCCGCGAGCAGGCCAGGGAGAAUCUCGUAAUAGCUCUCAAAGAGCUGAGCAUCCGGGGUGACUUCAGAACCACCGUGGAGUACCUCAUCACGCUUCUAGAGACACCCGCCUUCCAGAACAAUGACAUCGAUACCAGUUGGUUGGACGCUCUCAUCGCUGAGAGGGUACAAUCAGAGAAGCCGGACAUCAUGCUCGGUGUAAUCUGCGGAUCUAUUCUCAUCGCUGACAGCAUCAUCACAACGCACUUCCAGGACUUCAAGAGUGGCCUUGAGAAAGGUCAAAUCCAAGGCUCCAGCCAGCUCUCGAACUGCGUCGAGGUGGAACUCAUCCAUGACGGCAGCAAGUACCGCGUGCAGGCCUGCAAGUCCGGACCCACUACUUACUUCUUAGCGAUGAAUGGGAGCUUCAAGGAGUUGGAGUUCCAUAAGCUGACCGACGGCGGCACCCUCCUCUCCGUGGACGGCGCUUCUUACACCACCUACCUCAAAGAUGAAGUGGACAAAUACCGCAUAGUCAUCGGCAACCAGACUGUUGUGUUUGAGAAGGAAAAGGACCCGUCGAAACUGAGGUCCCUUUCUGCUGGAAAGUUGAUCAACUGUCUUAUUGAGGAUGGCGGGCAUGUGGAUAAGGGACAGCCUUAUGCUGAGAUUGAGGUGAUGAAAAUGGUGAUGACUCUUUCGGCUCCCGAGGCUGGCAAGGUCACGUGGAAUCUCAGGCCUGGAGCUGUACUGGAGAUGGGCUCUCUCAUAGGAACUCUUGAUCUGGACGACCCAUCAUUAGUUACCACCGCAACGCCCUACAAGGGACAGUUCACCCAUGAAGAGAAUCCUAAUCUGUCUGAGAAACUCAGCCAGCAACAUAACAAGUACAGGGCCAUACUGGAGAAUAUUCUUGCUGGUUACUGUUUGCCGGAGCCGUACAACACGCCGCGCUCGCGCGAGGUGGUGGAGAUAUUCAUGCAGAGCCUCCGGGACCCGUCGCUGCCCCUGCAGGAGCUGCAGGAGGUCCUAUCCUCGGCGGCCGGCCGUAUACCUGUCGCGGUAGAGAAGAAAGUCCGCAAGCUGAUGACAUUGUACGAGAGGAACAUCACUAGUGUGCUAGCGCAGUUCCCUAGCCAACAGAUCGCUAGUGUUAUAGACCACCACGCCGGUUCGCUGCCCAAGCGGGCGGACCGAGAUGUGUUCUUCAUGAGCACGCAGGCCUUAGUUCUCUUAGUACAGAGAUACAGGAAUGGCAUUCGAGGCAGAAUGAAGGCCGCCGUUUACGAUUUAUUGAAACAAUAUUAUCAAGUCGAAAGCAACUUCCAACUGGGUUCAUACGACAAAUGCGUGAUGGCGCUCCGCGACAAGCACAAAGACGACAUACAGGUUGUCGCCGACAUCAUAUUCUCACACAACCAGGUCGCCAAGAAAAACCUUCUGGUGACCCUACUAAUCGACCACCUGUGGUCCAACGAGCCCGGUCUGACCGACGAGCUGGCGGCCAUCUUGAACGAGCUGACGUCACUGCACCGCGCCGAGCACAGCCGCGUCGCUCUCAGGGCGCGACAAGUACUGAUCGCCGCGCACCAACCGGCCUACGAGUUACGCCACAACCAAAUGGAGUCCAUCUUCCUGUCGGCCGUGGACAUGUACGGACACGACUUCCAUCCUGAGAACCUUCAGAAGCUGAUCCUCUCCGAGACUUCCAUAUUCGACAUACUGCAUGAUUUCUUCUACCACACCAACCAAGCGGUAAUCAACGCCUCCCUCGAAGUUUACGUCCGUCGCGCCUACACCUCGUACGAGAUCCAGUGCCUCCAGCAUCUGGACCUGUCGGGAGAGCUCAGCGUGGUACACUUUCAGUUCGUGCUGCCCACCGGACACCCUAACAGAAUCCCGCUGAGCCAGUCAGAGAUCGAGCUGGCAUCCGCCGAAGACGCCGAGGGCAUACCGGCCGAGCUCUGCACCGCGGCCAUGAAGAAAUGCCACCACCGCACCGGGGCGUUGGCGGCGUUCGACUCAUUCGAACAUUUCGCGCAAUAUGCUGAUGAGUUACUGGACUUGGUUCACGACUUUGCUAGCACUGCGGCUGUAAGGAGAGAGGAUUUGCAAGCUUUGCAAGAUGGUAGCGAGAGCCGAGGCGACAGCACCAGCAUUAACGUUGGCACGGACUAUAAACCGAAUGAUAUGGAGGAGGCGAACUUGGAGCCCAUCCAUAUCCUGAUGAUCGGAGUGCGGGACAACGGUGAAAGCGAUGACGUGCAAUUGGCUCGACGUUUCGGCGGCUUUUGUCGCGCUCAUCGGCUUGAACUACACCAGAAGCGGAUCAGGCGUGUCACCUUCAUGUCUCUCAUCAAACGCCAAUUCCCCAAAUUCUUCACGUACCGCGCCCGUAACGACUUCACCGAAGACACGAUCUACCGUCACCUGGAGCCAGCUUCAGCCUUCCAGCUUGAGCUGUACAGAAUGAGGAGUUAUGAGCUGGAAGCCCUGCCUACCAGCAACCAGAAAAUGCAUCUGUACUUGGGCAAGGCCAAGGUGAAGAAGGGACAGGAGGUGACGGACUACCGGUUCUUCAUCCGCUCCAUCAUCAGACACCAGGAUCUGAUCACGAAGGAGGCCAGCUUCGAGUACCUGCAGAACGAGGGGGAGAGGGUGCUGUUAGAGGCCAUGGACGAGCUGGAGGUGGCUUUCUCGCACCCGCUGGCCAAGAGGACGGACUGCAACCACAUAUUCCUGAACUUUGGCCCCACCGUCAUCAUGGACCCGUCAAAGAUCGAAGAAUCCGUUCUUGGCAUGGUGAUGCGCUACGGACCCCGGCUUUGGAAACUCAGGGUUUUGCAGGCGGAGAUCCGUUUCACACUCAGAAUAGGGCCCGGUGCCCCAACAAAGAAUGUGAGGCUGUGUCUGUCCAACGGAUCGGGCUACACGCUGGACGUGUACACGUAUGAAGAAGUUUCGGACCCGAGAAUUGGUGUGAUAAUGUUCCAAUCAUUCGGAGCGCGUCAGGGCCCCAUGCACGGGCUGCCCAUCUCCACUCCCUACGUCACCAAGGACUAUCUGCAGCAGAAGAGAUUCCUGGCAACGUCACAAGGCACAACGUACGUGUACGACCUGCCCGACAUGUUCAGACAGGUCGUCGAGAAGAGGUGGCGGGAAUGCAUCGAGGAUGGGAGUGUUGAUGGACCGCCACCAGAUAAUGUGAUGACAGCCGUGGAGCUGGUGGUCGAGCCCGAAGGCGAAAGAAGAGUGGUGGAGGUGACCAGGCUGCCUGGACAGAAUACCGUCGGCAUGGUGGCGUGGCGCUUAACCCUCUUCACGCCGGAGUGUCCCAAGGGUCGCGAUAUCAUCGUCAUAGCGAACGAUCUGACCUACUACAUGGGCUCGUUCGGACCUCAGGAGGACUGGGUGUACUAUAGGGCUUCGCAGUACGCUAGGGAGCUUAAGAUUCCUAGGCUAUACAUCAGUGUAAACUCCGGCGCUCGCAUCGGCGUCGCCGAAGAAGUCAAACAAGCCUUCAACGUGGCUUGGAUCGACGCCGAGAGGCCGGAGCGAGGCUUCAAGUAUCUGUACCUGACGCCCGAGGCCUACAGCCGGCUCGGGCCUCUCGGUUCCGUCAAAACGGAACUUAUUGACGACGAGGGCGAAUCGAGAUAUAAAAUCACUGAUAUCAUUGGCAAAGAGGACGGUCUCGGUGUGGAAUGUCUCCGCGACGCUGGUCUCAUCGCCGGCGAGACCGCGCAGGCGUACGAGGACGUGGUCACGAUAUCGGUCGUCACGUGCCGCGCCAUCGGCAUCGGCGCCUACGUGGUCAGACUGGGCCACCGCGUCAUCCAAGUGGAGAACUCGUACAUCAUCCUCACCGGCUACGCGGCCUUGAACAAAGUGCUCGGCCGCGCCGUCUACGCCAGCAACAACCAGCUCGGGGGGAUACAGAUCAUGCACAACAACGGUGUGACACACGCUGUCGCGCCGACGGACUUGGACGCCGUCGCUACUGCGGUCAGGUGGCUGUCUUAUGUGCCCAAGGAUAAACUAUCCAUGGUGCCAAUCAUGCGAGUCUCAGACCCCAUCGAGCGGCCCGUGGAAUGGAAGCCUCCCCGCGCCGCCCACGACCCGCGGUUGAUGCUCACUGGGGACGGUGCCCGCGCUGGGUUCUUUGAUGUGGGCACCUUCGAUGAGGUUAUGAAGCCGUGGGCACAGACGGUUAUUACCGGACGUGCCCGGCUCGGCGGUAUCCCGGUCGGCGUGGUGGCCGUGGAGACGCGGACGGUGGAGCUGACCCUGCCCGCCGACCCCGCCAACAAGGACUCGGAGUCCAGGACGCUGCAGCAGGCCGGCCAGGUCUGGUUCCCCGAUUCUGCCUACAAGACGUCUCAGGCCAUCAACGAUUUCUCCCGCGAGGGUCUCCCCAUCAUCAUCUUCGCCAACUGGCGCGGGUUCAGCGGAGGACAGAAGGACAUGUACGAGGAGAUUCUCAAGUUCGGCGCGGAGAUAGUCCGCGCGCUGCGGCACGCCACCGCGCCCGUGCUGGUGUACAUCCCGCCCGGCGGGGAGCUGCGGGGGGGCGCGUGGGCGGUCGUGGACCCCAGCGUGAACAGCGCCCGCAUGGAGAUGUACGCCGACCCGGAGGCCAGGGGUGGUGUCUUAGAAGCCGAAGGGAUCGUUGAGGUGAAGUUCAAACAGCGGGACACUCUCAAAGCCAUGCAGCGAUUAGACCCUGAGCUGCAGAGGCUUAUCGCUAGGAUAGCAGAACUAAAAGACCAGAUCGCCGAUCUAUCCAAGAGGUUCGACCGCCGCGGUUCCAUAGACGACGUGCUCGUGCGGACGGAGGCCGGUCGCGAGGCCGAAAACAAGGCGCGGGAGCUCGAAACCGAGCUUCAGCUGUGCGAAAAGAAAGCUCAACAGAGGGAGAAGGAACUACAUCCUAUAUACCACGAGAUCGCGGUACAUUUUGCUGAGCUGCACGACACAGCGGAGAGGAUGUUAGAAAAGGGCUGUAUAUUCGACAUAAUUCCUUGGAAAGACUCCCGCCGCUUCCUAUACUGGCGUCUAAGGCGGCUGCUACUGCAGAACCUGCAGGAGCGGCGCGUGCAACACGCGGUGCGCCAGGCCGCGGAGGACAUGGACCAGGGCGCCGCUGCUGCCGCCUUACGGCGGUGGUUCACCGAGGACCAAGGGGAGACUCAGUCUCACCAAUGGGAGCGCGACAACGAAGCGGUGUCCAAGUGGUUCGAGGCUCAAACGGGCGACGACAACUCCGUACUAGAGAGGAAUCUGCGCGCCAUCAAACAGGACUCUGUUAUGAAUGCAGUCAACUACCUCGUUAUGGAACUCACGCCCUCCCAACGAGCGGAGUUCAUCAGAAAACUAACAGCUUUAGAAAUGGAGCAAUAGAGUAAAUAUACCAGUAGAUAGAACAAAUUAUAUUUAAAGCCAUAGGCGCCAUAUCACUCAACCCGCUCACUGCCCGGGGACCCACACCACUGAAAGUGUUAUUAUUAAUGUUAUAACGUGAAAAAGGCAUUCUUAAACGCAAGAUUAAUUAAUUUUGUAUAAAAUUUGUUAUUUAUUAUUUUUAUAAUUAGUUGUAAAAAAUAAAAAAGCAAUAUUUAUUCCUAUAAUUUGUUACCUUUUUGUAAAAUUAUAACGAUAGGAUAAAUAAUUGUAUGCAAUACUCAUCCUUUUUGUAUAACGAUUCAAAACAAAAUUAGCGUCACUUUUACAAAAUCUGUACACCGUUUCAACUGUAUAUAACAUGGCUGAAAUUUAAUUAAUUCUGGUUUCUAAUUUGUAUGCACUUUAACUAAGUGUAGAUUUUUAAUUAGUUUUAAAUUUAGGUCCGUCCGAUUCAAGACUCAAAGUCAUUGUGGUGUUUUAAGGAUUAUACUAAGAAACAACCGUUUUACCAAUAAAAAAAACUAGAACAGCGUUGAUAAAAAAAAACUACAACCAUAAGGGUUUUUGGGUAAGAGGAGUAUAAACAAUAUUUUUAUGUUUAUCUAGUGUUGUUAGGAACUAGUCUAAAACUGAAGUUCUCAAUUCGUUUUUACGAGACUGCGCUCAAAAAACUUUCGAGUCUUAAAAACUUUCCGAGUCUUAAGUCCCUGGCAAGCUCGGCCGAAUUUCACCUUCCCAUACAAACGGAGUUACGUUCUCAUUUUAAAACUACGUGUUGGUUUGUAAUAAAACUUUGCACAUACAAUGAUAUGAGGUAUAUCUAGAUCUGUAAUUAGUUAUAUAGCUCCAGUCUAUAAAACAAACGAAAUAGAGCAAAAACAAGGUUUGUAUGAAAAACUUAAAUUAGCUGUAUUUUUUUUACUAUGGUAUCUGAAGCUAGAUAAACUAAUUACAGACCUAGAUAUACCUUAUCCUAUUGUAAGUACAAAAUUUCAGAGCAAUCUAGUUAGUCGUUUUAAAAUGAGAGCGUAACUACGUUUGUAUGGAGAACCGAGCUUGCCUUGCUCAAGUCCCGAGUUGAGUCUUUCUUAAGCUCAACUCAAAAGGCCUCGAGCCUCCGAAUAAAGAUAUUAGUUAGGUUGUUAACAGUAAAAAAAUAAGCGUCUGUAUGAUUUGUGUAGCUAAACCACAGAAUAAAUAAUAGUACUACCGUACAGAAAUGACACUUCGUACAAAACCGAAGUUUGACAUCGAUUCAAGGACGAAUUAUAGUGUCCCUUGCUAAUGUAUGGCACUGUCCCUUUCGGCUAUUUAGGAUUGUCAAAAUUCAAGUCAUUAUCUUAUCUGUGGUCGUGUACGCAAACCGACGUCAAGUUGUGUCAGCCCUAAUGAUUGCUCGGAGCAAUGCUUAGCCGAACGGAGCCGAGAAUGCCCGAAAGGAUCAGUGACGCCCCACUGUCUAAAAUGUGAAUUUUAUGUAUAGUAUUUUUUUGUAAAAUUUAAUGGCUCUCUCUACAAAAGACUCGAGGAUCUAACAAGUUGAAAUAAACUUAAGUUUCGACUUUAUUUUAGUCUGAAAAACUAAGUCUUAACCUUUUCGACGCCAACGACGGAUAUAUCCGAACCGCAAGUCCAACGCCAAAGACGGAUCCGUCACAGACCACAGAGCAACAUAGACCUACGUGCGUAUGCAUAAAGUUCAAUUUCAAUUUUGACACUUCGGUGACGUGGCAACAGGGCGGACACGCUAUACAUCAAAAAUCACUUGCGUUUCUAUGUGUGAACGGCACGUCUGUACACGCGUCAUGCGUCAUAGUGUAAGUUGCUUAAAAAUAGUACUGAGCGGCCGGCAAACGGCCGUCAAUCUGCUGUCGCGGGACGAGGGCAUUCGAGUCGGGGCGGGGCGGUGCGUGGCCGUUCUGUAUGAUAAUACUAUUACUUAUUCUGUGACGUGGCUUCUGAGCGACAGGUUUUGUGUUUGACACGGCGUCGAAAAGGUUAACAAACAAUAUGUAUAUCCAAGGGUUAGCGUAGUGUAUAUAGAUAUGAACAAAAUACUUUAUCACGUAUAUUGUACUGUUAAUUAGAGGGUAUAAACCAAAAAUAUUAUAUUUUCUUUUAAUCUCAUUCAUCCCUGUAGAAGGUACAAAGUUUACAUUCCUUACAUUAUUUAUAUUUCUUAUAGACCUUUUAGAACAUAAAAGGUGCUAGUAUGUAAUCACAAUUUUGCAAUUAAAAUGAACAAACAUGUAUAAAUGAGUUAAUUAUUUUAAUUAUAUAUACCACUAGCUUUUGCCCGCGACUUCGUCUGCGUGGAGUUAGUAAUUUGGGUAGCUUAUAUUUUAUCCAAUCUGCUUUUUAUCGAUUCCCCAUACAAACUUCCACCCCCUUAAUUAAAUGUUGCAAAAUGUACAGAAUUCAGUUCUACCAGAAUAAUCACAAUAUUUAUGCAUGUAAGCACUAGCAUGUAGGCUCUUAUUACAGGGUAGUUAGGUUUAAUUUUGCUAAAUUUUCAUGUGAUUUGUUACUGAUAACCUCCUAAGGCCCAAGGUCCUACCUAUAGUACUUCUUCAGUUCGAUGAAAUUUACUCAUUACUAAAUUGGAACGGAGUCGCCCCUUCUUUGUUUCGUUAAAUUUUCAAACAACGCAAAAUCAACUAUUUCCUAUACUAUAGGUUCAAAUUUCAGUGGCAAAUAUUGGAUUUUUCAUUUGUAUGGCUGGGCCUUAGGCCUGAUUUCCUACUACGCUGAUGUCGAUCGCUGACGUCGGUCGAGCGUACCGUCGGAAGAAAAAUCUGCCGCUGACGUGGGGCCCAUAGAACAUUUUGUCGAUUCGUACGCUCGACCAUAGAGUAACUUAUACUAGAGCGGUACUGUCAUAGUAAAUUUAUUAACCACAGUAAAUUCACUGCCAUCUGUCGACACACUUUAAAACUAAAAAUGAAGAUUUAUAAAAAUACGAUAAAAUGUAUUUAAAUAUGGAUAAAUGAUUUUUUUUAUUUGCAUUAAUUAUUUUUAUGAUUUUGACCCAUGUUCUUUCACUGAUAUGCGUUAAAAUUGUUAAAUAACAAACGAAACCGUCAACGCCAUCUAUACGACAGUAGGCCAAAGCUAGUAGCGCCCUCUGAUCGAGAAUAAAAUUUUCAUAAUUUUCGAGGCACGUUUUUUCCUUAGACUGUAUCCAUCUAUUACGGAGUUAUAUCUAGCCAAAGCUCGAACGACGUCAGCGACCGAUGUCAGCGUAAGAGGAAAUCAAGCCUUAGGAUAACUGAAAAUGAGCUUAUAAUAUUAAUCAGGGUUCGGUGAGAAUAUUUUUAUUCUAGAAAUUGUUAGUUUAGAAAUAGUUUUUAACUUAUUUGUUAUUAUAAUUUGGGGUCCAUUACUAUAAUUAUAAGAAAUACUAUAAUGUCUGCUUAUAGUCUGGGUCUAUUGUUUCCCGUAAAGUUUUAAGUCAUAAUGUAUUGUUUGUCCGCAUUUUCGUCAGUCAUAAUUUGGUUUUUCACAGAAACGCGUUUUCAGGAUUGCCAUAAAACAAACCUAACCUAACCUAUCUAUUGGAUAACCUUACGAAAAUUCUGAAAAGUUAACUGUUUCAGAAUUAUGACUAAUGAUAAUCUGACAAUGAUUACAUUAUGACUUCCAAUAAUUAUGUCAAACAAAGGGAUCCCUUAUAGUCUAUUUCGAAACUGCGCAAACUGCUUUAAUAUUACAUUGGUGGCAAACAUGGCUUGACGGUAAUCGGUUAUCGUAGUCCAUGGAUGCCUGCAACUAUUGUCGAUCCUUUCAAACCUGUACUAUUUGAAUUCAAUAACAAGGAGCAAAAGGAGACCCUCAAGCUUGCCUAUACUUUCAAAAUUUCAUAUUUUCGUAUGAUUUGUACGAUAUCGCUUGGGCUCCUCCCCUCCGACAUGUCGGAAGCCGGUGUUGCUCGAGGUAAUGGGCAGUUGAUAUUUUGCAUAGACAUAGUAUAUACAGGUAGUUAUAGACGCGCCACCGUGCGACCGGGGGUAAGAGAAAGAAUAUUCAUAUAAAAUUUGGGCAGCAUAGGAUUUUUUCUCUUUCACUUAUAAAUUUCGGUAUUUCGCAUCGCCUCCUACCUAUGAUGCCACCCGGUCGGUGAUAAGGACAAAGCAUGGCACUAUUUUCUCUUUCCACUUAUAUGAAUCGCAAUAAGACUAUCUUUCUCUAUCAAAGAGUGUCAGGUCCUUGAUAUUUUGCAAUACUAAACUUGAUCGUUGUACAGUUAACCGUUUUAAAGCCACGCGUAUCGUGCGCGGCGCGUGCGUGAACGUGAACCUUGUUAGAAUGCACGAAGGUCGAUAUUGGACUGCAGCUGCGCGCGUCAUUUGACGUCUUUGCCGGUCCGGCUUGGCCACGACAUCGCGAGGCGGCGGCAGCGGCGAGCGGCGGCCAUAGGUUGGAGCGAGACACAGCGAUCGGACCAUUCGUUCACACCUAUGGCCGCCGCUAGCCGCUGACGCCACCGCGCGAUGUCGUGGCCAGGCCGCGUAAAGGUUAGAAAACAGUUUUGAAAUAGAGUAUAAUUUUAUUAAACAUGUCGAUCGCACGAUAUCUAUAUGUUCGGACGUAUCGUGUAUAAUGCAAUAGAAAUUGUUUUCGAUAUAGCAGUCUUAGUCCCCGGCAAGCUCGGCCGAAUUUCGUCUUCCCAUACAAACGGAGUUUCCUUCCCAUUUUAAAACUACGUGUUGGAUUGUAACGAAACUUUGCAUAUACAAUGAAAUGAGGUAUAUCUAGGUCUGUAAUUAAAUUAUAUAGCUCUAGUAUAUAAAACAAACUAAAUAUAGCAAAAACGAGAUUUGUAUGAAAAACUUAAAUUCACUUUUUUUUACUAUCUGAAGCUACAGAAACUUAUUACAGACCUAGAUAUACCUUAUCCUAUUGUAAGUUUUAGAGCAAUCUAGCUAGUCGUUUUAUAAUGAGACCUAACUACAUUUGUAUGGAGAACCGAGCUUGCCGGGCUCUUAACAUUGAGGUGUGCGAGCGGGACGCUAUAUAGCGCUGUCUCGCUCACACACCGCGAUGACUGCGUAUAUCUAAUGUCGUAGGUAUGCUUGUAUAGGUGUUUGUUGGUUUAUAUGCAUGAAGUUUCCAAUAAAAGGCUGUUAAAAA